AUGAGUAAACGCAGCGUUUAUGCAUGGCUGGUUGCACUUUUUUGCUUCAUCGUACUCAUGAUCGUUACCCCAGCUAUUCCUCAGUCCCAAGACUAUCAUAAUUUCGCCGACCACCGAAACUUCUUCGGUAUUCCUAAUACACUUAAUGUGGUAUCGAACUUCCCUUUUCUGGUUAUUGGACUCAUUGGACUUGUACUCUGUCAUCAUGGAAAUUAUUUUAGGCUCUGCUUGCAAGGUGAAAUAUGGGGUUGGACUUGCUUUUAUGCUGGUGUGGCUGCAGUUGCAGUUGGAUCUUCAUACUAUCAUCUCAAGCCGGAUGAUGCUCGCCUUGUGUGGGAUCGGUUGCCAAUGACUGUUGCUUUUACAUCGAUCAUUGCAAUAUUCAUCAUUGAGAGGAUUGAUGAGUCGAAGGGAACGGUUUCAAUUAUACCCCUCCUUUUGGCGGGUAUAAUAAGCAUUGUGUAUUGGAGGUUCUUUGAUGACCUUCGUCCAUAUGCUCUGGUCCAAUUUUUGCCUUGCAUUGCCAUUCCUCUAAUGGCUAUUUUGUUACCUCCAAUGUACACACAUUCAACGUAUUGGCUCUGGGCUGCAGGGUCUUAUCUUCUAGCUAAAGUGCUAGAAGCUACUGAUGAGGUGAUCUAUGAAUGGACACAUCAUAUUGUCAGUGGUCACACGCUUAAGCACCUAGCUGCAGCAAUGGUCCCUGUCUUCUUAACAUUCAUGCUUGCUAAGAGGAAUAUUGAACCUGAGAGGCAAAGUUUGCUUAAAACCUGGAGGGUUUCCUGGACGAAGUUCAGAGAGGGCAACUCCAACGUUGAGAGCUACUCUUACUCGUAUACAAAUGUGCAGACUGUGGACUCCCAGUGA
Molecule: messenger RNA, 867 nt
Organism: Sphenostylis stenocarpa
Lineage: Eukaryota; Viridiplantae; Streptophyta; Magnoliopsida; Fabales; Fabaceae
Source: the annotation of a GenBank genome assembly